This is a messenger RNA of Necator americanus (New World hookworm), 348 nucleotides long. RefSeq lists its product as uncharacterized. The transcript has a single exon. Lineage: Eukaryota; Metazoa; Nematoda; Chromadorea; Rhabditida; Ancylostomatidae. Bases 1 to 348 code for a protein of 115 amino acids. The record is from RefSeq and is a predicted model, not a curated record.
AUGGUCAGAUCCUGUGUAAAAAUUUGGGACAACAGCGAUAUCCGUCAGGCAAAACCUUUUAUUGACGAUGAUGUGGUCAAUUUCAGUAGGCACCCUCUACCGGGUGACUCCCACGUCCAGAGUGGAGAGAAUUGGAAUUGCGAGUUCCCAGCUCCAGAAUUGCGAGUUCCUAUGGAUGGUCUUAGUCGUCAUGAUGAAGUCGGAGAGCCUCUCCCCCUGUUCGUUCCAUUGAAGGCCGUGGGUCUUGAUGUGAAGUUUCUCAGGCGUCCUUCUGUAGCCAAUCUUGGCGUUAAAACCACCAAUUAUGACUUUGCAGAAGGUAUGGUCUUCUCCGCAGAACUUCUCUAG